GCAUGUCGACUCCCUCUUUUAUCGUGAGACUGUAUUUUUGUCGGAACAUAAUCGAUGUUUAAAUAACCUUUUAUCAGAGACUCAGGAACUAAUCAACAUGACUUCAUAAUGAGUGGGGCAAGCUGAGUGUGCGUGUAUUGUUCGCUAUGCCUCUCACAUGCCUUUAAAUAACGACCAGUGGGGGCUGGUUUGGUCCAAUCGCAGUUUGUGCUUAUUUUGACUUAUCAGGAAAUAUAAAGUCUCCCCGACACCGCUCACCUCUUACUUACAGUGUACCAUUAGACACAGGGAUUCCGGAACUGAGAUGAAUUUUCCUCCGACCUCAUAAACAGCCAGAGAAAAUCACCAGAAUUUUGAGGAAAAGUUUAGAAAAAAAAGAAGAAAGAAAUGCUAUCAAUGAAGACAAACAGAGAAAUGGAUAUAUACAAAAGGCAAUAUAAAUCUCAGGAAUUUGCACGUGAGCUCAACAAGCGAGAGCAGCGACGCCUCGACCAAGAGGUCGGUGGGAGGGGUGGGAUAGAGGCCGAGUACAGGUUCAACUUGGACAAGGUUAACCAGGAACGCAAGGAGAUAGAAAAGGAACUGAACAAAAUUCGCGGCGGCGUACACAAGCAGCUCGGCCAUCAUGCUACUUUAUCAAGCGACAAGAAAUUCUACCAUCCCAAAUUCAAGGACUUUGGGAUGAAAGACACGAGCGGCAGGAGUCCAAGAUUGCAAAGAAAGGCGCUCACAGACAGCAACUCACGUGAAAGAGAAUCGAGUCCAAUGGACGCCGAGAUGCUUAUUGAGUAUCUUCAGAAUUUCAAUAAAGAGCAUGCGCAAGAACAUAAUGCUAUUCUUGAUGGGAUCAAAGGUUCAGGUCGCUUCAAUCAAAAUAAAUAUAAUGAUCUUCCACAUGUGCAAAUAAAUCCAUUGAUAAUAUCAGAUCAGUCAGAGGUUAGUGAAGCGGAAAACGCAAAUGACUCUGAAGAACAGAAGCAAUAUAUACAAACAUUAAGUGACAGUCAGCCACAGGGCACUCUAUCUAACGGCCAGGCUGGUACGAAAGAAAUAUUCCUACAAAUCGAGAACAGAAGCGAAAGUGGAGAAACAACGAAUAUGAGUUCGCCGCGGCAUAACGCAGCCAGGCGUUUGUCGGCAGACAAAGGGAAUCACGUAACGCCAGGAGCAAGUUCUCCAAGACACAGCCCGACCAGACGACUUUCUAGUGACCAAGGAAAACACGUUAAUUCUGUAGCCAACGAUACUGUUUAUGGACACCCAAGACACAGCCCGACCAGACGACUUUCAAGUGACCAAGGAAAACACGUUAUUUCUGUAGCCAACGAUGCUGUUCAUGGACACCCAAGACACAGCCCGACCAGACGACUUUCAAGUGACCAAGGAAAACACGUCAAUUCUGUCGCCAACGAUGCUGUUCAUGGACACCCAAGACACAGCCCGACCAGACGACUUUCUAGUGACCAAGGAAAACACGUCAAUUCUGUCGCCAACGAAGCUGUUCAUGGACACCCAAGACACAGCCCGACCAGACGACUUUCUAUGGAUAAAGGAGUACACGCAUCGCCCAUUCAUAUCGAUGACGAGCCGACAGAGCAAUGGAAAGAGGUUACAGAGAUUGAAAAUGAAAAUGUUUUGAAAGAAGUUGAAACAGAAGAUGUGAAAAUACGACCCAUUGUUCCAUUGGAAUAUGUUGAAGUGGAACAAAAACCGAGCAAACUAGCUAUCGGCCCAGAAUCUUUUAACCCAGACGGAUCAUUGAAAACUAUGUAUACGGCACCAUCGUUUGAAUCGUCUUGGGAGGAAGCGAAAAAAGCUAGAUAUAUUAGAACCCGGGAACCUUUGGAUAGGGAUAGACAGUUGAGUGCUAAUGAAAUAUUUGACAAAACUUCAUAAACUGUUGGAAUUGAAGCCCGUAGAUGUACAGCCUAGUCUUUGUGAUUUUAUUUGUUCUUAAUUUAAAUUUCGUAACUCUACUAUCAAAUUGACUUACUGAAUAUAAUGUUAUCGGAAUACCUGAUCAAUCAGAUUGGAUGUUAUUAUAUAUUAUGAGUACUCCAUUUUACGAUUGAAUACGUUCAAUGAUUCAUUUUGAACUGGUUCCAUAAUUUGAUGCAUAAAUAUGUCAUUGUGAGAAUUUUUGGAUCCUAGAGCAGAAGACUGCCACCUAUCUUACAAUAAUAAGGUGGUCUGUGUCUUCCGUUACGAUGUAAGCUUAACAAUUUAAUGUUCAUGGACAGAGAGAAAUAAAACAUGGAAAGUGUUAAUUGAUUUUUUUGAUGAUGCUUGAAUAAAUCUUAUACGUCAACCAG
Molecule: messenger RNA, 2312 nt
Organism: Ostrea edulis (European flat oyster)
Lineage: Eukaryota; Metazoa; Mollusca; Bivalvia; Ostreida; Ostreidae
Exons: 3
Coding region: 388-1896 (502 amino acids)
Source: RefSeq, a predicted model, not a curated record